GAAGACCGUUCCAGUCUCUUCUCACCUGAAGCUACACGUCUAACAAACUAGUGGCUUUAUUAUUUUGAAUGAAUCCAAAUAUUACUUUGAAGAGCUUUUCAGAUUCCAAGAUCACUAAAUAAACUAGUUAUGUUGCGUUGUCUACAUUGUUUUGUACAUUUUGCCACAUCCCAUCACCUUCCGGGAAAUUUAAGUUAGUGUGCAGCUCGUUGGGCAGCACGCUGAAAAUUUUCAAAAAAAUAGACAAAACCUCAAAAAAAUCAUAAAAAUAUAAAAAACCAAAAAAAGAUAUGGCUGUUAAUUCAGCGAGUCAAGGAUUGAUGAAUUCAUCUCUUUACGUUGGCGAUUUACACCCAAGAGUUUCUGACUCGGCAUUGCAAUCAAAAUUUUCUGAAAUCGGCCCAGUCCUUAGUGCACGUGUCUGCCGAGACCUUGCCACUCGUCAAUCUCUGGGGUACGGUUAUGUUAAUUUCGAAGAUCCAAAACAUGCCGAACUGGCCCUGGAAUCUCUAAAUUACGAGACGCUGAUGGGACGCCCCAUCAGAAUCAUGUGGUCUCAAAGGGAUCCAUCUUUAAGAAAAUCUGGGAAGGGAAAUAUAUUCAUCAAAAACCUGGAGAAGUCCAUUGAACAAAAGGAAUUGUAUGACACCUUUAGCUACUUUGGUCGGAUCUUAUCAUGCAAAAUUGUUAUGGAUGAAAACGGACAGUCUAAAGGAUAUGGGUUUGUACAUUUUGAAAAGGAAGAGUGUGCCGAACGAGCCAUUGAGAAAAUCAACAAUAUGAUAAUUCGAAACCGUGUUGUAUAUGUUGGCAAAUUUAUUCCCAAAACUGAACGUAAAUCUCAAGCUCGGAAAGUCAAAUUCAAUAAUCUUUACAUCAAAAACUUCCCACCAGAAACUGAUAACGAAAAGCUGAGGGAAAUGUUUUCCGAGUUCGGAGAAAUUAAUAGUGCUUGCGUCAUGAAAGACAGUGAAGGAAAAUCUAAAGGGUUCGGAUUUGUGUGUUUCUUGGACCCUGACCACGCCGAAAAUGCAGUCAAAACUAUGCACGGCAAGGAGAUUGAAGGGAGAGUUUUGUACUGUGCUCGCGCGCAACGCAAGGAAGAACGACAAGAAGAAUUAAAGCAGAGGAUUGAAAAACAACGGGCUGAGCGUCAGUCCAACUAUAUGUUGAAUGUCAACCUGUAUGUUAAAAACUUAGAUGAUAAUAUUGAUGAUAAACGACUAGAGGAGGCCUUUAGUGUCCAUGGUUCUAUCACUAGUGCCAAGGUUAUGAAAGAUGCAAACAAUCGAUCUAAAGGUUUUGGAUUUGUUUGUUUCGCCAACCCUGAGCAGGCUGCCAGAGCAGUUACUGAUAUGAACGGAACAAUAAUAGGUUCCAAACCCCUUUAUGUCGCCUUAGCCCAAAGGAAAGAAGAUCGUCGGGCCAAGUUAAUUGAAGAACAUCAACAGCGAAUGGCCCAGUACCGGAAUCCAGUUGCCUCAAUGAUCCCAACGGUUCCAGGUCACGCAGCACCACAUAACUUCUUCCCUCCUGCAUUUCAGCAGGCUCAGCGGUUUUAUCACCCCUCAGGGGCUGUCCUUAGUUCUCAACCACGCUGGAAUCGGGCGGCCGGAAUACCCGCACAAAUUGGUGCCAUUCCUAACAGACCACCAGUUGCUGGGUAUUAUCCUGGUGCACCUAAUCAUGCUGCUAUUACGGCUAACCAAAUGGCUUCUCUUGCUCAAUUCCGCACACCAGGUGUUAACAGACCGAUGGUACCCAAUGGGAUGUCGUCCAUGCCCACAACUCACUUGCAAACUGCAGCCGUUUUUAACCAGGCCGCCAAUCAACAAAGACAACAAGCAUCUGGAAGACAGGGUGUGGUUGUUCCACAAGUGCUUGGGGCCACGACUGGUGGCUUGAAUCAACGUCCAACUGCAGCCUCAGUGGUUGCAGGACCACCAUCAGCCAAUCCUGCUAUUCGUCAACAGGUAGCCUCUCAAGUUCCAAGAGCUGUGAUGCAUUCUAAUAUGCCGAAUAUAGCCAGCACUGCAACAAAUGUUAGGUUCCACCAGACAGCGCGCAAUGUUUCAGCUCAGCCGACGCUCGUCCCAGCUGGGAAUAUGUCUGCACUCUUACCGCCCCUUGGAGAUCAAGGACAACUGACAAUAAGCGCAUUAGCUCAGUUAUCAGAAGAGGACCAGAAAAGGACUCUUGGGGAACAUCUUUAUCCACGCAUCAAAGAAUAUUACCCUGAAGUGGCCACCAAAAUUACGGGAAUGCUUUUGGGAGUAGAUAAUGCAGAAGUUAUAAAUCUUUUAGAAUGUGAAGAUCUGCUGCGCGCUAAGUGUGAGGAGGCUUAUACUGUACUAAUAAGCAGCCAAAGCCAACAAGGUGGCGUUGCCGAAGGCAGACAUGCUUCUCCGGGUCAAAACGGUGAUGGCUUAACUGGAACAGGGUCUAUGAAAACUGAAGAUUCCAAUAAUUGAGCCGAGGGUAUCUUCGCGACAAUAUACUCUAUCUAACUUUGUUUGACAGUCCUAUUAAUUUCUUUCUAACUGUUGAUGAGGGUGACUAGCUCAAAAAGUGUCUUAUUACUUUGGUGUUUCUCUCUAUUACUGAUGGUCAACAGUUCUUUAUGCUUGAUGAAUUUACCACACUUGUUCUUUUCUCUUUCUGAACUGGAGGUUAAUUGACUUUCAUGUUGUUUUCUACUAAGUUUAUUUGGUGUUGAAUUACAGUUUUGGAUAAUUAAGGUGGACUUUUUAAUAAGACCACUGUGUUGUGUCGCUCGUUUCCGUAACAGUGUUCAUGAAAUUAUAAGAUGUAUAUCGUUCUUAUUUAUUUCCGAACCGUAUCUGUUACGUUAAUGUGGUUUCCCUGUAACAACAACCGUCUAAAGUAAU
Molecule: messenger RNA, 2888 nt
Organism: Schistosoma turkestanicum
Lineage: Eukaryota; Metazoa; Platyhelminthes; Trematoda; Strigeidida; Schistosomatidae
Source: the annotation of a GenBank genome assembly